Mucor mucedo is the source of this 995-nucleotide messenger RNA. RefSeq names its product Six-hairpin glycosidase-like protein. Lineage: Eukaryota; Fungi; Mucoromycota; Mucoromycetes; Mucorales; Mucoraceae. The coding region runs from base 1 to 951 and encodes 316 amino acids. The transcript is spliced from 4 exons. Gene Ontology annotation, biological process: polysaccharide metabolic process. Gene Ontology annotation, molecular function: glucan 1,4-alpha-glucosidase activity. Gene Ontology annotation, cellular component: fungal-type vacuole. The record is from RefSeq and is a predicted model, not a curated record.
AUGACUAAUGUUGUAAAUGUUUGGUUUAAAAAAUCUAGACCUCAAAAUGAUGGCCCAGCUGAACGUGCUUCGUCGUUUAUUUUACUUGCAGAUAGUAUUCUUAAACAGUCCGGUGAUGAUACAUAUGUUACUGGAACACUUAAACCUGCAAUCUUCAAGGAUUUGGAUUAUGUAGUGAGUACUUGGUCCGACGGAUGUUUCGAUCUCUGGGAGGAAGCCAACGGUGUUCACUUUUACACACUCAUCGUCAUGCGCAAAGGUUUGAUCCACGGUGCAAAUUUCGCUACACGUAACGGUGACAACACACGUGCCUCCACCUACACCACUACCGCCAACACCCUCAAAACCAAAAUCGAUACCUUUUGGUCCAGUACCUACAUUACCGUCACCCAAAGUCUCACAGGGGGUGUUCAAAAAGCCGGUUACGAUGUCUCUACCUUGAUCGCUGCUAAUUCAGGUUCUCUCGCAGACGGUUUCUAUACACCCGGAUCCGAUAAAAUUUUGGCCACCGCUGUCGUUAUUGAAAGCAAAUUUAGUUCUCUCUAUGAUAUCAAUGUCAAUGCUCCUUCUUAUUUGUUGGGUACAGCCAUCGGUCGAUACCCCGAGGAUACGUACAAUGGGAACGGGAAUGGACAUAAGGAAUGGACGCUAGCGGGUCAAGUCAAGGUCUCCUCGAUUACUUUACCCUUCUUUAAGAAAUUCGAUACGGCUACUGUGGAAGGGACCGUGUACAAGGUCGGUACCGCUGCUUUUAAUGCCAUGACACAAAAUGUCGCGUUGGGUGCGAAUAAGUUUCUUUCUACCGUUAAAAAUUAUGCACUGACCAAUGGGUCGAUGUCUGAACAGUAUGAACGGGGAUCUGGAAAGUCCACGGGGGCCAGAGAUCUUACUUGGUCGCAUGCUGCGCUGAAUUCUGCUGCUCGUGCAAAAGCUGGUGCUCCUUCUGCUUAAGAUUUAUUUAGGUGUUUAAAUAAAAAUAAUAACUUUGUUUUCCA